Molecule: messenger RNA, 2707 nt
Organism: Hansenula anomala
Lineage: Eukaryota; Fungi; Ascomycota; Saccharomycetes; Phaffomycetales; Wickerhamomycetaceae
Product: Zn(II)2Cys6 transcription factor domain-containing protein
Exons: 1
Coding region: 172-2658 (828 amino acids)
Biological process (GO): regulation of DNA-templated transcription
Molecular function (GO): zinc ion binding; DNA-binding transcription factor activity, RNA polymerase II-specific
Source: RefSeq, a predicted model, not a curated record
CCCAACAUUGAAUCAACUAUCAAAAAACGGUUCAUCAGCACCAGCAACGAUUCAUUUCGGUCAAUAGUCUGUUGAUAACCCCUGGAUUACUCAACUUUAUCAAGAGCCUUUUCAUAUAAGCUGAAAGUUUUUUCAAAUCAAGGAAGGGCACAAGCCGCCGUCACUAGCAAGAUGUCAACAACAACAACUGAAUUUAACGAGCAAGACCUUAAACCAUCAACUUGUAUCGCGUGUCGACUCAGGAGAAAAAGAUGUGACAGAAAACAGCCUAUAUGUACAAGUUGUGAAGAGCUAAACAUCUCUCAGGAUCUUUGUGUUUGUCCUCAAAGUAAGUUGGGACUUAAAUCAAAGAAUUCAAAAGUUACAUUAGAUGAGUUGAAGGAAAAAAAUGAACGUUUACAACAAGAACAAGAAUACCUUAAAUCUAUAUUGAAUGGUGAACUACCUGAACCUGAUGUACGAAUGAAAUUAAGUCAAAUCUUGAACUCAGAACAAAAGGUAAAAAAGCAAGAUAGGAAUUUAUUUUUGACUGUUAAAUCUGGCCUUUAUUCAUGCUCUGCACAUUUUGGGUCAACGUCGUGGCAAUCAUUGUUAGCUUCAAAUCCUCAAUAUUCACAAUUCAUGUAUCAAAUAGCUGCUGUGUUGAAUCAUGCUCGUAUGGAAUAUGAUCGAAGAAAACACACGUUUCAAGGGCUAGCAGCUGGUGAUCCAAGAUUGAAUGGGAUCAGGGCGAAGAUUGUGGAGGGUGCCUUGGGGCUAGCUCAAGUUGAUCUCAAUCAAAUUGGGAUUGAUCUCAUAAGUGAGAUUGAAGCAAGCUUGCCAGCGUAUGGAACCUUGUUGGGAUUACUAGAGAGUUAUUUCUUAUUCAAUAAACAUAGAAAAAUUGGGUUUGUUAUGAUAGAUCAAGAAGAAUUUUUCAAUGAAUUCCAUCAAGUGAUAACAAAAGAUGAAAGUGGACUAGUUAAAAUAACAAUUUCAUUACCUGGAGAAGAAGUGAAAACAUCAUUUUUGUUUUUGUUGGUGUCGAUGAUUACCUGUAUGACUUUCAUAAUGAAUCAAUCUUAUGGGCCAUCAACUUCAUACAAUCAUUUAUUACUUCAUGAACAUUCUGAAGUGCUUUGUUACUAUUCAGCUAUGCUAAUGAAAAGCCUUCAACAAUCACCUUCAUCAAUGAUUGACUUCAAGGUGGGUGAUUUCAAGUACAUGUCACAAAUGUUUCAAGGGAUUGCACAUUUUUUGAUUUUUGAAAGAUACACACCUCAUGGAAGAUUGAUUGAGGUUGAAGAUGCAACAAUGGGGCAUUCAAUCUCCAUUAAAAGAACAUCUGGAAUGAUGAUAGGCUCGGAUUUUUACAAUAGGAUUGAUGAGGUUUUCAAGCACAAGUCGCUAAACUAUAGACGUGGUUUGAAAAGUGCAUGGUUUUUUGCAAUUUUUGUUGAUUCAUGUGAAGCUGUUGAAGUUGGUGUUUUACCUAAAUUUAAACCUGAGGAGCUAAAGAUAAAAGAUGAAGAUAAAAGUAAAUACACUGAAGCUAUUCUUUUGUUGAAUGAAACAAUAACUAAAUAUUUGAGAAAAGAACUGAAAGAUUCAAUGGAAGUUGUGGAACUGAUUUCAAAAGAAUUGGUGCCAAAGAUCAAAGCAUUUUUAAAUAAAAAUUUCCCGUCAAUUGGUCAAGUUGUUGCAUUAUUGAAAACAUUGGACUUGGAAGAUACUUCUAAUGUUGAUACUUUUUUUGAUCUUACAGAGUCAUUUUUGGUUCAAUUGUUAUUUUUAUCCUUGAUUCAGGUGUUGUACAGUGUUUGUUUCAAAAGAUUAGAAGAAAACCAUAGAUUUUCACCACUGCACAAACGUUUCAACUUAUUGUCUUUGAAGUAUUCAUUAUUGAUGUUCUAUUCAGUCCCUGCGUAUUUGGAGUGUCAUCAAAGAGUUUCAACCCAUAAAAACAGUAUUGUUUUCGGUGCUCUACCUGCGCUAUUGGCUAUUUUCCCUCAUUUAAGAUACUCUUUUAGAAGAGCUGCCUUGACUGCUGGUUUGAGAAUCUUUGAAUAUUUCCCUGUUGAUAAACGUACAUUGUUCAGCAGUAUUUAUGAAAAACAUGAUAAACCUGAUGAUGAGAUUUUGAAAGAAAUUUUAGAAAAGGAAAAUUUUCAACCAUUCUUUUCUUUCCAAGACUUGGAAGAUUUCCAAAUUGAUGAAGAUCAUGAAGCUUUGCUGAGUAAAUUUUCAGUGUUGAACAAUUAUAGGUAUUUGAUUUUAUCAUUAGGUAAAGCUGUGAUUGAUUUACAAAAUUGCUUGAGAAGUCAAUAUAUCAACUUGAGCUUUAUUAGAUUAAAUCCUUCAUUUUUCAGAGUUGUGAAGACUUGCAGUAUCUUUUUGAAUGUUGCAUACUCAGAUAUUCAAGAAGUUCCAACAAGUGUCAAUCCAUCCCAAGCCCAAUACUCUCAAAUGCAAUACGUUGAUAAUACUACAGAACCAAAAGACAGAAAUCCGAAUGAUAGAGCACAUCUUUUCCCUGAUCCUUUUGUUCCCCCAGAACCACAACCUGAACUAGAUUUGAGAGGCUUCUUCAAUACCCCGGGAUUGUAUCACCCUGGAAAUGUCGAUGAAUUGUUGUCAUUUGUUCCAAACGGUGGUGCCAACAUGUACAGCUACCAGUGAGGCAACCUUUUUAACCUACUCUAUUUACGUUUUAUGACUCCCUUAAAAU